UCUUCUUAUCGCGUGCAUUCAAAUUAUAGAUAAUCGUGUGCUUGUGUCGUGCGUAUGUGUGAGCUCGUGUGUGUGUGUGCGUGUAUGUUGUGCUGCGCUACCGCCACUGCUGUUGGCAAGGAUUACGGUGCCGCGUAUAAUACCACGACGACGAUACGAGGUACCGAUAUUAUACACAGCACAGCAUAAAAGUGACUCGUGUACAACGAUCGGACUAGAGAAAAGAAGGAGGAGAGACGCCGACGCAGGCGCGCAGGUCGUCCGCAUCCGUCCGCUCUGCUGCUGCUGCUUGGCCGCCCUGCCGUACUGGCAGGUAAAUUAAUCGCGAGAGUCAACAGUCAGGUAUUUUGGGCGUUGACCGCGCGCGCGCGACUCCAGAUCAUUUCCAAUUGCCGACGCCGCGGCUUUUCUAUCUCUCGAGAUCAAAUUUUAUCCUCCCACCGAGACGAUCGUUUGCUAAUCGCUCUGGAUCUAGUUUUUUUUUUGGAAAUCCGAGAUCCGCGAGUCGUCGCGCAAUAUACAUGAAAAGGCGGCGGCGAAUGGCGAACCAGCAUUACCGCCGCUAACUGCCUGCCUGCUUGCCUGUAUACUAUAUACCUCGUUUCGCGUACGUAGCAAAUAACCUGUUGUACGCCUGUCUGUACACAGUCGCGCACGUCUUUUACUCGCGCAGAGUCGUGGACAUUGGCGUGAUGUCAAUGCUUUGGUAAAAAAAAAAAAAAAAUAGAAAAGAAAAGAAAAAGAGUCGUUUGUAUAGAUGCGCGAGCCACCGUAGACGGAUAUCGAAUGCCUAAUUGUUGUACAGUCUCGAAGAAAAAUGCGGUGCCCGUACGUAGUGGCGUUUCUGGUACUCUGCUGCGGCGCGAUCGUCAGCCAGGCUCAGUUCAAUCCACAAGACGGCGUCACCGAUCAACCUUGGUCAUGGCAGAGCAGAGUUCCGAGUUACAACGAUCAGACUUACAAAGAGCAGCAACAGCAACAGCAGCAGCAGUCCGAUUAUUCCGAGAGGGAUUGGGACAGGUCGAAUAAUCGACCCGAUUGGAAUCGCGAUAAGGACAGCAACAGUAUUUUCACGUACAGACCCACGGCCUCGCAAAAUGAAAACAUCAUCAUCAAAGAGGCGUCGUACUUCAUCGUCGCUUCCCGCAUGGUGCGUCCGGGACAAGUUUAUCGGGUCGGCGUGAAUAUUCUGCACUCGCCGCUGCCCAUGAUGGUGCGCGCCUCGAUUCAGCGCAACGGCGUCGAGCUCGCCUCCGAUUACGAGGAGGUGCGCGAGGGCAUACCCGAGCAGCUGAUGCUGAGGAUGCCGCCGACCUCGGUGCGCGGCGAUUACAGGCUGCGAGUCGAGGGCAACUACAACAGCCUGACCGGCGGCCAGGCCUUCAUCAACGAGACCCAGCUCGCCUUCACCCAGAGGUCCAUGACCAUUUUCAUUCAGUGCGACAAGCCCGUUUACAUGCAAGGCCAGACCAUCAGAUUCCGAACGAUACCCAUCAACACGGAGCUGAAGGCCUUCGACGACACGGUCGAGGUGCACAUGCUGGACCCGCACCGUCGCAUCAUGCGUCGCUGGCUCAGUCGUCAGAGCAAUCUCGGCACGGUCUCGCUGUCCUACCAGCUGUCCGACCAACCCGUCUUCGGCGAGUGGAUCAUCAAGGUCAUCGCCCAAGGCCAGGUCGAGGAGAAGACCAUCUUCGUCGAGGAAUACUACCAGACGCGCUUCGAGGUCAACGUCACCAUGCCGGCCUUCUUCUUCGAGAACGAGCCCUACAUACACGGCAUCGUCCAGGCGAAUUACACGUCGGGCGCCCAGGUCCACGGCAAUCUGACCCUCAAGGCGAGCUUCAAGCCCAUCGACAAGUACAGGCAGAGCACGGGCACCUACGAGAACAUUCCCGAUCGCUACUUCACCUUCAACGAGGUCUACCCGGCCUGGUUCAAUCCGCCGGAUCUGUACAGGCAGGAGGUGCCGGUGCUGCGCUUCUUCAACGGCACCUACAAGUUCCAGUAUCCGAUGAUCGAUCUGCUGCAGCAGCUGCCCAGCGGCGGCCUCGAGGGCGUCGAGGUCAUGGUCACGGCCACGGUCGGCGAGCACUUCCUCAACGAGGUCAUCGUCGGCUACUCCACCGCUCGCAUCUACAAUUCCAGCGUGAAGAUCCACUUCUUCGGGGGCUCGCCGCAGGUCUUCAAGCCCGGCAUGCCGUUCGAUUUGAAUCUCGUGGCGUCGUUCCACGACGGCUCGCCCCUCAGGCCCGAUCAGCUGCGCGGCUCGAGGUUGGAGGUGCAUGGCGACAUCGAGAUGCGCGGCGGACGUCGCCAGUUGGAGAACCAGCUGGUGAGGGUGUCGUCCGACAACAGCGCCGUCUGGUCUCUGCACGUGGACCUGCGCAAGCAGCUCGGCCUCAUGGACAAUCCCCAGAAGGCUCAGCAAAUGCUCAACGACAUCACGGCGAUGCACUUCAAAGCGGACUUCGUCGACGGCGAGGGCCAUCACGCGCACGCCGAUAUGCACAUGCUGGCUCACGACUCGCCCCAGCAGAAGCACAUAAAGAUCUGGACGUCGACGGAGAAGGCCAAAGUCAGCGAGUAUCUGGUGCUGCACGUGCAGACCAACUUCUACAUCGAGAGCUUCAACUACCUCAUCAUGUCGAAGGGCUCGAUCAUACUGCAAGGCGACGAGCUCAUGCAGCAGACCAUCAAGACGUUCGCGGUGCCGCUGAGCGCCGAGAUGGCGCCCGUGGCCACGGUCGUCGCUUACUACGUCGGCAAGUACGGCGACGUCGUGGCUGACUCGCUCACCGUCCCGGUGAACGGCAUAUCGCGCAACAACUUCACCGUGACGAUCAACAACAAAAAGUCGAGAACCGGAGAGAGGGUGGAGGUGGCCAUCUACGGCGAGCCCGGCGCCUACGUGGCUCUGUCGGGCAUCGACCGGUCCUUCUACUCGAUGCAGGCCGGCAACGAGCUGACCUACGCCAACGUCAUCGAGAAGAUGUCGUCGUUCGGCGAGGAGACCAACGGCACGCACUCGCACACCUGGCUCUUCCACGAGGGCGAUCCCGACAACGUCGUCUACUUUCCCUCGUCGACCUACGGCAUCGACGCCAAUCGGACCUUCGAGUACGCCGGCCUGGUCGUGUUCACCGACGCGCUCGUCUAUCGCAGGCCCGAGCAGUGCAACAAGACGGCCGGCAUGCUCGAGUGCUACCUCACCGGCAAGUGCUACCGCGCCGAUCUGCGGUGCAACGGCCACAAGGACUGCGAAGACGGCACCGACGAGGCCCGCUGUCCCCAGUUCAAUGCGACCGACAUCGCCCACUUCCGCAAGUGGCGCUUCAGCCGCAUACUGCGCCAGUACGAGAACGUCUGGAUGUGGCGCGACGUCAACAUCGGUCCGCACGGCCGCUUCAUCUUCAACAUCGACGUGCCCAAGACGCCCGUCCACUGGAUGAUCACGGCCUUCGGCAUGAGCCCGACCGCCGGCUUCGGUAUGCUGACCAAUGCCCUCGAGUACAUAUCGAUACUGCCGUUCUACAUCAACGUCGAGAUGCCCACGCACAGCAAGCAGGGCGAGCAGAUCGGUAUACGCGUCUCCGUCUUCAAUUACAUGCGCACCAAUAUCGAGUGCACGGUCGUGCUCGAAGACUCGAAGGAUUACAAGUUCGUUCACGUGGAGGAAGCCGGGGUGGUGCAGUCCUACCGACCGCGAACGUCCUUCGGCGAGCACCAGUUCUUCAUCUGGAUUCCAGCUCAAGAGGCGUCGAUUGUUUACUUGCCGAUCGUACCGGUCCGGCUGGGAGAGAUCAAGGUUCACAUUCACGCGACGACCUUGAUCGGUCGGGACUCGGCAACGCGCACUCUUUACGUCGAGGCUGACGGUCUGCCCCAGUACAGGCAUCAGUCGGUCCUGCUCGACUUGAGCAAUCGCGCCUACGUCUUCCAGUACAUGCACGUCAACAUCACGGAGACCCCGCUCAUACCGUACGAGGAGGAUCGCUACUACAUCUUCGGCUCGAACAAGGCCACCAUCAGCGUGGUCGGCGACGUGGUGGGCCCGAUCUUUCCCACGAUGCCGGUCAACGCUACGAGCCUCAUAGGCCUGCCCAUGGACAGCGGCGAGCAGUCAAUGUUCAGCUUCGCCGCCAACAUGUACACGACCCUGCACAUGCGCCUCAUCAAUCAGCGCAAUCUCACCCAGGAGAAGCAGAGCUUCUACUACAUGAACAUCGGCUACCAGCGCCAGCUGUCCUACAUGAAUCCCGACGGCUCGUUCUCGCUGUUCCGUAGCGACUGGAACCAGUCGUCGCCCAGCGUCUGGCUGACGGCCUACUGCGUGCGCAUCUUCGAGGAGGCGAGCUUCUACGAGUGGGAGAACUACCUCUACAUCGAUCCCAAGGUCAUCGCCCAAGCCGUCUCCUGGCUGCUGGAUCAUCAGACGCCCGAGGGAUCCUUUUACGAGGUCACCUGGCUGCCCGAUCGCAAGAUGAACAGCACGCUCAGCUUCGACGAGGAGCGCUUCGCGGUCCGCCAUCGCAACAUAUCGCUCACGGCCCACGUCAUCAUCACCCUCGAGGCCGUCAAGGAUCUGUCCGACGGUCUGGGCGCCAGGGUCGCGCUCGCCGCGGCCAACGCCGUCAGGUGGCUCGAGCAGAAUCUCCAGCUGCUGGAGAUGAAGGGCCGGCCUUACGAGAUAGCCAUCGUGGCCUACGCGCUCCUCCAAGCCAAGGCCUCGACGGCCGAGCAGGCCUUCAACAUACUGCGCCGGCAUCGUCGCGACGAGGGUGGCCUCAUGUACUGGGGUCGCGAGUUCGUGCCCCAACCGCCGACCAAGACGGAAAAUCAGAAGCCCUUCCUGCUGCCAAGACUGCCUUACAAGUACGACUCGGAAAAUAUCGAGACGACGGCUUACGCGCUAUUGGUGCACGUGGCCCGUCAAGAAGUCGAUAUCGAGCCGAUAGUCAAGUGGCUCAACAGCCAGCGACUCACCGACGGCGGUUGGGCCUCGACGCAAGACACGGCUUGGGCCAUGAAGGCCUUGAUGGAGUACACCGUGAGGUCGAGAAUUCGAGACGUCAGCCAGCUGAGCGUGACGGUGGAGGCCACGGCGCUGCCCGGCGAGACCAAGACCCUUCACGUCAACAACAAGAAUCUCGCCAAACUUCAAACUUUGGAGAUUCCCGAAGCUUGGGGUACGGUCAAAGUCCAAGCUAAGGGUGCGGGUUACGCCAUUCUGCAGAUGCACGUGCAAUACAACGUCGAUAUCAAGAGGUUUCAAACGCAGCCACCGGUGCCGGCUUUCGAUUUGGUCACGCAUGCUAAUUUCUACGGUAGAAAUCAGUCUCACAUUACAUAUCUGAGUUGUCAAAGAUGGACCAAUGUCAAUGAAUCGGUGCGUUCUGGCAUGGCUGUGUUGGACGUGACGAUUCCAACGGGUUACAUUAUUCAACAGCAAAAUCUCGAUACUUACGUACGAUCGCGGCAGGUGCGCAAUCUGCAACGAGCUCGUUUCCAACCGUCCAAAGUACUCUUCUACUUCGACUACCUCGACGAGGAAGAAACAUGCGUCAACUUUACUAUUGAACGCUGGUAUCCAGUCGCCAAUAUGUCCAGAUAUUUACCGAUCAGAGUCUACGAUUAUUAUUCACCAGAGAGAUUUAAUGAAACCAUGUUUGACUCGUUGCCCACGUACGUCCUGAACAUCUGCGAAGUUUGUGGAAGCUCGCAAUGUCCUUACUGCCCGAUUUACAAUGCGGCGAUGCUUCUGACGUCGCCCAGUUACUUCUUCGUCACGAUGUUCGCCCUAGUCAGUGUCAUUCGGCACUUCAGAACGCAAGAGCUGGAGAUUGGCUAGGCCUUAAAGUGCUACUAAAAAUUUUUAUAUUUGUAAUGAAAUGAAUUGCAAUCUGAUGACUAUUUCCGUCCAUUUGCGAGUGAUCAGCUGAACCAAUAGUUACAUAAGUUAUAAAAGUAGAAUGUAAAAAUAGUCUAAUUCUCAAAGAAUUAGGUUUUACAUAUUUAGAUCUGCGUUGAAUUUUAUGUUUUAGCUAAUUGCUAUUUUUAUAUGAGCUUGAACUUUAACAAGUUCAAUGAUAAUUGCUGUAGAUUGUAGGUUGUCUCAAAAAUCUAUGUAAGUUUCACA
Molecule: messenger RNA, 6139 nt
Organism: Trichogramma pretiosum
Lineage: Eukaryota; Metazoa; Arthropoda; Insecta; Hymenoptera; Trichogrammatidae
Gene: Mcr
Product: CD109 antigen
Exons: 7
Coding region: 818-5851 (1677 amino acids)
Cellular component (GO): extracellular region
Molecular function (GO): protein binding; endopeptidase inhibitor activity
Source: RefSeq, a predicted model, not a curated record